Molecule: messenger RNA, 444 nt
Organism: Gongylonema pulchrum
Lineage: Eukaryota; Metazoa; Nematoda; Chromadorea; Rhabditida; Gongylonematidae
Source: the annotation of a GenBank genome assembly
AUGAAUUUUUGGGGCCAGAAACAAAGUGAAGCUUCGGAUAUUAUUCACAUGGAAUCCACAACUUGGAAUUGGGAAACAUCGCACAUAUUGGAGACGCAGACAGCACGCUUGCUUAAACUUGAAGACGAACUUGCAGCACUCGGCAGCGAGAAAGCAGCGCUCCAACGAAAAUGCACAGAACUCGAGCGAGCUAACGACUUAGCGAUUCAAGAGAAACUGGAACAGUUGGGAGUUAUUGAGACGCUUCGCAAAGAACUGUCCAGUGUGGAAGAAUGUUUAAAUGAGGCCGAAAAGAAACAUAACGAUGAAAUUGAAGCUUAUCAUAAACUUGUCGAACAAAAGGAAAAUGAACGCACAGCGCUGAUUGCGGAAAUAUGUGCCCUAAGUCGUGCAAAAGGUCCACUUCGUGAUUCGUUCGCCGAAAUCCAGCACCGUCAUGGCUAG